Molecule: messenger RNA, 2010 nt
Organism: Rotaria sp. Silwood1
Lineage: Eukaryota; Metazoa; Rotifera; Eurotatoria; Philodinida; Philodinidae
Source: the annotation of a GenBank genome assembly
AUGUUAUCGAAAAAUCCACCACUGAGUCAAGGUGAUGGUUAUGGUAUUAUUGUUGGUUUUGGAGCUCUAUUUGCAAUCGGUAUGGUUGCAACAACAUAUUGUUUAAAACAUUUUCAUGGUGAAGCAACUGAUUCAAGUGAAGGUUUUUCAACAGCUCAUCGAACAGUUAAAACAGGUCUUAUUGCUUCAGCUGUUGUUUCAUCAUGGACAUGGGCUGCAACUUUAUUACAAUCAAGUUCAAUCGCUUAUUCUUACGGAGUUUCAGGUCCAUUUUGGUAUGCAAGUGGUGCAACAGUACAAAUUGUUUUAUUCUGUGUUAUUGCUAUUGAACUUAAACGUCGAGCACCAUUUGCACAUACAUUUCUAGAAGUUGUUCAUGCUCGAUAUGGUCCAAUGGUUCAUAUUGUUUUUAUUGUCUUUUGUAUAUGUACAAAUAUUCUUGUUACAGCAAUGUUAUUAACAGGUGGUUCAGCUGUUGUUCAAUCAUUGAGUGGUAUGCAUAUUGCUGCUGCUUGUUUUCUUCUACCAUUAGGAACCAUUGUUUAUACCAUGUUCGGUGGUAUAAAAGCAACAUUCCUUACUGAUUAUGCACAUACAGUAGUUGUUCUAAUUAUAAUUCUAUAUUUUACAUUUGUUACAUAUGCAACAUCUCCAUUACUUGGUUCAACUUCAAAAGUUUAUGAUUUACUUGUUAAUGCUAGUCAAUCACAUCCAGUAGAAGGCAAUGCUGAAGGAUCUUAUUUAACAAUGAGGUCGAAAGAAGGUGCUAUUUUUUUUAUAAUUAAUAUUAUUGGAAAUUUUGGAACUGUUUUUCUUGAUAAUGGUUACUAUAAUAAGGCUAUUGCUGCUUCACCUGUUUCUGCUCUACCUGGUUAUAUUCUAGGUGGUAUAUCAUGGUUUGCUGUUCCAUUUCUUGCUGCAACUACAAUGGGAUUAGCUGCUGUGGCACUUGAAAGUAAUCCAGCAUUUCCUACAUAUCCAAAUCGAUUAAAUCCAAAUGAUGUAUUAGCUGGUUUAACAUUACCAGCUGCUGCAAUAGCAAUUCUUGGAAGAAAUGGUGCAAUAGCGACAUUAAUCAUGGUUUUUAUGGCUGUUACAAGUGCUAUGUCGGGUCAAUUAAUUGCUGUAAGUUCUAUUGUUACUUAUGAUCUAUAUAAAACUUAUUUCAAUCGAGAAGCAUCCGGAAAAAGAUUAAUCUAUAUUUCACAUGUAUCUGUUGUUAUAUUUGGUAUUAUUAUGAGUGGUUUAUCAACUGGUUUAUAUUAUGUUAAUAUUGAUAUGGGUUAUUUAUAUUUACUAAUGGGUGUUAUUAUUUCAAGUGGCGUUAUUCCAAGCGCCUUAACUUUACUUUGGAAUCGACAAAGUAAAUGGGCUGCUUGUCUUUCUCCACCACUUGGUAUGAUUUGCUCUAUAAUAUCAUGGUUAAUUACAACUAAAGCUCAAUAUGGUUCAAUAACUGUUCUAACAAGUGGAUCGAAUAUUCCAAUGUUAGUUGGAAAUUUAGUUGCUCUAUGUAGUCCAAUUAUAUUCGUACCUAUACUAUCAUUAAUAGCACCUGAUAAAGUAUUAUACGAUUUUAAUUCAAUGAAAGAAAUUAAAAGAGAUAAUGAAGAAUCAAAAAAUAGUUCAGAUGUAAAUGCUGAUGAUAUGGAACGUGAAAUAAUUCUUCUUACACGUAAUUCAAAAGUAGCACGUAUUACAGCAGUCAUACUUACUUUAUGUCUAAUUAUUCUUUGGCCAUGGCCUAUGUUUGGAACAUCUUAUGUUUUUAGUAAACCUUUUUUUUCAAGUUGGAUUAUAUUUGGUAUUGUUUGGAUGUUUAUUUCAUUUAUUAUCGUUGGUAUUUAUCCAGUGAUUGAAAGUCAUAAAUCAAUUGUAUCUGUUUGUAAGAAAAUGUAUGCUAAAAUAAUGAAAAAAAAUCAAUAUACGAACGAUAUUGAAGAGAUGAAUAAUGAAAGAAAAAUUGGUCAUGAAAAUUCAUCGACAAAUAUUAUUGAAUUACAAGAAUAA